CCCUCCUCCCAUUCUCCCCCCUCUCUCCAGAGUCCUGUGGAAGGCCUGCAGCGGGAGGAUGGAGAGCAAGCCAGCAGUGAAUGGCCACGUUGUCCCCAGCUUUCCCGGGGAAGACAUGCCAGGGAAAACCCACUUGUGCCAGGACGCGAUGCCGAGCAAACAGCCAAGAGCAGCUGGCAGGGACGCGGUGGGGCCGGAUGCUCCCGGGAGCCCUCGGAGGCAGCUCGCAGCAUUGCCGGUGUGUAUGUAGAGGCUUCAAAGAAGAUAAUGAGCUUUUAUGAGGCCACCAGAGAGCAUCUCCUGAGCCUGGAUCCAGCCCUCAGCCUCCUCGAGGCCCAGGCAGCCACUGGCUCCAUCGCCGACCCGGUGACGCACCGGCACGUCUCGGUGGCAGAAGCCGUGCGGCUGGGGCUGGUGGGGCUGGAGCUGAAGGAGAGGCUGCUUGCAGCAGAGAGGGCUGCCACUGGCUUCCUGGACCCCUACACAGAAGAGAAGAUCCCCCUGUACCAGGCAAUGCAGAAGGAGCUGGUGGGAAGGGAGCAGGGCACCCGGCUGCUCCAGGCCCAGAUGGCAACCGGAGGCGUCAUCGACCCGGCCACCGGGGCUCGACUGCCAGUGGAUGUGGCCUGUGAGAGGGGAUAUUUGGAUGAAGAGAUGAGCCAGCACCUCUCUGACCCCAGCCACGAGGACAGCAGAGGGUUCCUCGAUCCCAGCACUACAGAGAAGGUCACCUAUUGGGAACUUAGGAAGAGAUGUGUUGUGGAUCCCGCCUCAGGCUUCCUCCUCCUGCCCCUGAAAAUCACAUUCCCAGGGCUGGGAGGGAGGGUGAGCAGCAGGGACCUGCUGGACUCUGGUAUCAUCAGCCAUGACGUGUUCCAAGGCCUCGAGGAGGGAAGAGUCUCUGUGCAGGAGUUGGCAGAGAACGAUGUUGUCCAGCAGUUCCUGCAUGGGACAAGGAGUGUGGCUGGGGUUGUCCUGCCUUCUGGGGAGCAGAGGAGCCUUUACCAGGCCCUGAGAGAGCAUCUCCUCGUGCCUGGUGCUGCUCUGAUGCUCCUGCAAGUCCAGGCCUCCACUGGCAGCCUGAUAGACCCCCUGAAGAACAAAACUUACUCAGUGGAUGAGGCUGUCAAGGUUGGUUUUAUCGGCCCAGAGCUUCAUGAGAAACUGUCUUCAGCUGAGAAAACCAUCACUGGAUACAGAGACCCCUCCACUGGGGAAAUGCUCUCUCUGUUCCAAGCCAUCAGGAAGGGAUUUGUCCCCAGGGACCAUGGCCUCUGUCUUCUGGAGGCUCAGAUGGCCACGGGGGGUGUGAUUGCUCCAGGCAGACACCUCCGUGUCCCCACAGAGACAGCCUACGAGUGGGGGUACCUGGAUGAGGCCACCAGACAGCUCCUCUCCAGCCCUCCUGACCACAUGAAAGGAUUCUUUGACCCCAGCUCCAAAGAAAAGCUGAGUUAUUCGGAGCUGCUCCAGCGCUGCGUCACCGAUCCUGGCACGGGGCUCCUGCUGCUGCCACUUGGUGGGGACAGCAGUGAAGGAUCCCAGGGAACCCACCUCUUCUUUGACCAUAGGGCCCAAACAGCUCUGGAAAACACACAGGUGCCCAUUUCUGUAGGGAAGUUCAAGGGCAAGUCAGUGUCUCUCUGGAAACUCCUCUUCUCUGACUACAUCCAGGGCGAGCGAAGAGCUGCUCUUGCCCAGCAGUUCCUGUCAGGAACACUCUCCACGCAAGGACUGGGUGAGUCCAUCAGAGCUGCUGUUGAGGAAAUGGCUGCCACUGCCAACGUCACCUUUGAGGGCCUGAGGGACCAGGUGACGGCUGACCAGCUCCUGAGCUCAGAAAUUAUCAACAAAGACUUGUUUAAGAAACUCAAGGAAGGUGAAACGUCAGCCAAAGAAGUUGUUGGCAUGGACACCGUCAGGAAGUACCUGCAGGGCACAGGAAGCAUCGGGGGGCUGCUGCUCCCCGACUCCCAGGAGAAGAUCAGCAUCUACCAGGCAAAGCGGAAAGGUCUUCUAAGGCCAGGAACAUCUCUGAUCCUCCUGGAGGCACAGGCUGCCACAGGGUUUGUCAUUGACCCCACUGCCAACAAAAGGUACUCUGUGGACGAGGCCUUGCGAGCGAACGUCAUUGGCCCAGACGUUUACGACAAGCUGCUGGCUGCGGAGAAAUCGGUCACCGGCUACAGAGAUCCCUACUCAGGGAGCAAGAUCUCCCUCUUCCAGGCCAUGCAGAAGGAGCUGAUUGUCAAGGAGCACGGCAUCCGCCUGCUCGAGGCCCAGAUCGCCACCGGCGGCAUCAUCGACCCCGUGCACAGCCACCGCAUCCCCGUGGAGGUGGCCUACAAACGCGGCUACUUUGACAAGAAGAUGAAUUUAAUCCUUUCUGACCCCAGCGAUGACACCAAGGGCUUCUUCGACCCCAACACCCACGAGAACCUGACCUACCUGCAGCUGAAGGAGAAGUGCAUCACCGAGCCCUCCACCGGGCUCUGCCUCCUCCCUCUGAACAGCAGGAAGCGGCAGUUCAUCGACGAGGCCACCAGGCAGGUGUUCAGGAGCUCCUGGCUGCCCGUCAGGUUUGGGCGCUUACGGGGGGAGAAGGUCUCUGUGUGGGACCUGCUGAACUCUGAGUACUUCAGCGAGGGGAGGCGCCGGGAGAUUUUCAACCACUUCCAGCUGAGGAAGCUCAGCCUGGAGCAAAUCCGACUCAUGCUGGAGGAGGAAAUGAAGAAAUGGGCCCCCAUCAAGUUCCCAGCCAUGCGAGGCAGCGUCAGUGCUUACCACCUGAUGGAAACGGGCGUCAUUGACAGGGCCCUGUUUGAGAAGGUGCUGGAGGGAUCCGUCACGCCAGAGCAAGUCCUGCACAUGGACUCUGUCAGGAAGUACCUCUAUGGCUCAGGCAGCAUUGGGGGGAUUGUGCUCCAGCCAUCAAACCAGAGGAUGAGCAUUUAUGAGGCCAUGAAGCAGAACAUUGUGGUGCCAGGAGUAGCUCUGCCCCUGCUAGAGGCCCAGGCUGCCACGGGCUUCAUCAUCGACCCUGUGAACAAUCAGAAGCUCCGUGUGGAUGAGGCUGUCAGGGAGGGAGUCAUCGGCCCGGACGUCCAUGAGAAGCUGCAGCACGCAGAAGGGGCCGUGACAGGCUACAAAGACCCUUUCACGGGCAAGAAGAUCCCCCUCUUCCAGGCAAUGAAGAAGGGCCUGAUCGAGGACAAACGGGCCAUGCAGCUCAUGGAGGUGCAGAUGGCCACAGGAGGCAUCAUUGACCCAGCGUGUGGCCACUACAUCCCCCUGGAGUCAGCCCAGCAGCGAGGGUGCCUGGAUGAGGACACGAGCAAGGCCCUUUCCAAGCCCAGUGAUGAGCACAGAGCCUUCUGCCUCCCGGAUAGCAAAGAGUCCGUGACCUACGCUGAGCUAAUCCAGCGCUGCCAGAAGGACGACGUCUCUGGCUUCCACUUGCUGCCUCUGCCUCAGACAGCUGCUCCUGCCUACACGGAUGAGCAAAUCCAACGGAUUUUCAAGGAAACUAUGGUGAAGGAAAAAGGGGUUUCCCUCUGGGAGCUCAUCCACUCAGGCUAUUUCACUGAGGAGCAGAGGAGUGACUUCGUGGAGAGGUUCCGCUCCGAGGAGUUGUCGCUGCAGCAGCUGGUCGCUCUUGUGCUCAGGCUUGUGGGGGACAUGGAGAUGAAAGCCAGGACCCAGAUCUCCCUGGAGGGCCUGCGGGGCAGUGUCCCCGUGGUCUGGCUGCUGGACACUGGCAUCAUUUCUGAGAAGACGUUUGAGGAACUGGCUCAGGGCAUAAGAACUCCUGAGGAAGUGGCUGCGAUGGAGAGCGUGAAGAGGUACUUGCAGGGCACAGGCAGCAUCGCCGGCGUCUUCAUAGAGGCAUCCAAACAGAAAAUGAGCUUCUAUGAUGCCAUGAAAAACAAUCUCCUCCUCCCUGGGGCUGCUCUGAGGAUGCUCGAGGCUCAGGCAGCCACAGGAUACCUGACUGACCCUGCAACGAACCGGAGGCUCAGCGUGAGGGAUGCUGUGAGAGCGGCUGUUGUGGGCGAAGAGCUCACCGAGAAACUCCUUCUCGCUGAGAGGGCCGUGACGGGGUACACGGAUCCCUACACAGGGAGCUCCAUCUCCCUGUGUCAAGCGCUGAGGAAGGAGCUGAUCCCCCUGGGAGAGGCUAUUCCCUUGCUAGAGGCCCAGCUGGCCACGGGAGGGGUCAUUGAUCCCAUCCACCACCUCCACCUGCCGCUCCAGGCUGCGUGCAGGUACGGCUUCUACAACGAGGACAUGAACCACACCCUGUCUCAGCUGAAUGACAGCACCAAGGUCUUUUUUGAUCCCAACACCAAGGAGAACGUGACCUACGAGCAGCUGAAGCAGCGGUGCAUUCGCGAGCCUGAGUCAGGGCUGUGGCUCCUCCCUCUGUCAGAAAAUGCCAUGUUCUGUGUGGAUGAACAGACCAUGGAAGUGCUGAAAUCUGUGACUGUUUGUGUCAACGUGGGGCGGUUCAAGGGACAGACAGUAUCUGUCUGGGACCUCCUCAACUCUGAAUACUUCUCAGACAGCAAGAGAAGAGAGCUGGUGCAAAAGUACAAAGAUGAGAAGGCUGAAGUGCUCCAGGAAAUCACAACAAUUAUCACCACAAUCAUCCAAGAGACUGAGGCACAAGGCAAGAAGUUUGCAUUCCAGGGCCUGCGGAAAAGAGUAUCUGCCAGUGACCUCUUCCAGUCCCAACUCAUAGACAAAAAGACCCUUGAUGAGCUCAACCAGGGGAAGAAAACAGUCAAAGAAGUCACUGAAAUGGAGUCUGUCCGCAGGUACCUGGAGGGCAGCAAUUUCAUAGCAGGGGUCCUUAUACAGCCAAGCAAUGAGAAGAUGAGCAUCUACCAGGCCAUGUGGAAAGGCAUCCUGAGGCCAGGGACUGCCCUGGUGCUGCUGGAGGCGCAGGCAGCCACUGGGUACAUCAUUGACCCUGAGAAAAACCAGAAGUUUUCCGUGGAGGAAGCGCUAAAGGAAGGUCUGAUCGGAGGGGAGAUUUUUGAAAAGCUGCUCUGUGCAGAGAGAGCUGUGACGGGCUACACUGACCCCUACACGAAAGCCUCAAUGUCCCUGUUCGAAGCCAUGAAGCAGGGGCUGAUUGUGAAGAGCCAUGGCAUCCGCCUGCUUGAGGCCCAGAUCGCCACCGGCGGCAUCAUCGACCCCGUGCACAGCCACCGCCUGCCCGUGGAGGUGGCCUACAAACGCGGCUACUUCGACCAGGAGAUGAACCAGAUCCUGUCCGACCCCAGCGACGACACCAAGGGCUUCUUCGACCCCAACACCCACGAGAACCUGACCUACAUGCAGCUACUGGAGAGAUGUGUCCAGGAUCCUGAGACUGGGCUGUAUAUGCUGCAGGUUGUAAAGGAAGGAGGGAAGUACUUCUACAUCGAUGAGUCCACAAAACAGGCUUUGCGCUCAAAGCCCCUCCAAGUGAAAGUCGGCAAGUUUAAGGACCAAACAGUUUCUGUCUGGGAAGUGCUCUGCUCUCACUACAUCUCAGAGCAGAAAAGGAAAGAGCUGGUGAUGCAGUACAAAAACAAAACCCUGACACUGGAAGAUCUGAUAUCCCUCAUCUUAAAAAUCAUCGAGGACACAGAGCAAAGAGCAGAAGCCCUCAAGGUCAAAGGACUGCGGGGGGAGGUGUCAGUGUCAGAACUGUUCAACUCUGAGAUAAUUGACAAGAAAACCCUGGAUCAGCUGCAUGAUGGGAGUCUAACACUCGCCACCCUCACAAAGAGGGACACCAUCCAAAGGUACCUGGAUGGCACUGGGAGCAUCGCUGGGGUUCUUCUCCCAUCGAGGAAGGAGAAGAUGAGCAUCUACCAGGCACUGAAGAAGGGCCUUCUCACAGAGCAGUGUGCGCUGGGGCUGCUGGAGGCGCAGGCGGCCACCGGCUUCCUCAUCGACCCCCUGAACAACCAGAAGCUGUCAGUGGAUGAGGCUGUGUCAUCUGGGCUGGUGGGCAGUGAACUGCGUGAGCAACUGCUGCUGGCAGAGAAAGCAGUGACGGGAUACACAGAUCAAACGGGAGCUAAAAUAUCCCUCUUCCAGGCUGUAAGGCAGAAGAGAACAGCCAGGGACCACGGCAUCCGCCUGCUCGAGGCCCAGCUCGCCACCGGCGGCAUCAUCGACCCUGUGCACGGCCACCGCCUGCCCCUGGACGUGGCCUAUCGGCGUGGGCACCUGGAUGAGGACAUGUUCCUCCUGCUCUCGGAUCCAGAUCAUGGCAGCAAAGGCUUCAUAGACCCAAACACUCGUGAGAAGAUCAGCUACAGUCAGCUCCUGCAGAGAUGUGCCAAGGACAGGGAGAGCGGCUUGUACCUGCUGCAGGUCCUGGAAAAGCAGGAUGACUAUUUCUACGUUGAUGAGCAAACAAAGAACACCCUGCUGUGUACAAUGGUCCAAGUGCCUGUGGGGAAAUACAAGGGACAAGUGUUAUCUCUGUGGGAACUUCUCUGCUCCGAGUACAUCACGGAGGAGAAAAGAAAAGAACUGCUGAAGAAAUACAAAGCAGAAUCUCAACAUAUAUUGCAAGGAAUCAUUGAGAUAAUACUAAAGAUCAUUAGAGAAAAAGAGGAAGACAGAAGUGAUGUCUGGUUCCAGGGAAUACGACAACAAAUAACAGCAUCAGAACUGCUCAGUGCACACAUAAUUACAGAAGAAACCAUGGAAAAACUCCACAAAGGAAAAGAGACGGCACAGGAGAUAGCACAAAUGGACAGUGUAAGGAGAUACCUUGAGGGAACUGGAAGCAUCGCCGGUGUUCUGGUGCCUUCCAAGGCUGAUCCCACCAAGAUGGAGAAGAUGAGCAUCUACCAGGCCAUGUGGAAGGGCAUCCUGAGGCAGGGCACGGCCCUGGUGCUGCUGGAAGCGCAGGCCGCCACAGGAUUCAUCAUUGACCCAGUCAACAACCAGAAGCUGUCAGUGGAUGAGGCCGUGUCAUCUGGGCUGGUGGGCAGCGAACUACAAAAGAAACUUCUCAGUGCAGAGAGAGCCGUGACAGGAUACACCCACCCCUACACAGGUCAAAAGAUGUCACUCUUCCAGGCCAUGCAGAAGGAACUGAUUGUGAGGGACCACGGCAUCCGCCUGCUCGAGGCCCAGAUCGCCACCGGCGGCAUCAUCGACCCUGUGCACAGCCACCGCCUGCCCGUGGAGGUGGCCUACAAACGUGGCUACUUCGACCAGGAGAUGAACCAGAUCCUGUCCGACCCUAGCGAUGACACCAAGGGCUUCUUCGACCCCAACACCCACGAGAACCUGACCUACGUGCAGCUGCUGCGCCGCUGCGUCCCCGACCCCGACACGGGGCUGCUCAUGCUGCAGCUGAUGGACAAGGGCUCCGUGCUCUACCAGCUGACCGAGGACGCCCGCAAAGCCCUGCAGGCCGCCCGCACCACCCUCAGCGUGGGGCUCUUCCAGGGCCAGAGCGUCACCGUCUGGGAGCUCCUCUUCUCCCGCUACGUCCCCGACCACCGGCGCCAGGAGCUCCUGCGCAGGUACAAGGCGGGCACGGUCACCCUGGCGGAGAUGAUCGACAUCCUCACCUCCAUCGUCACCAGGGCCGAGGCCCAGGGCCCCGGUGAUGACCUGGCCCCUAAGACCAUCCAUGAGGACACCCCACCAAAGUCAGGCCAGAAUGGUGAGGCCACAGGAUCCCGGCAGGACCAGGAACAGGAGCAGAAGAAGGAGAAGGAGAAGGAGAAGGAGCUGGAGCUGGAGCGCUCCCUCAAGUCCCACACUGUGGAGGUCUCAGCAGGAGACUUCCAGGGCAGGAAGGUGUCCCUGUGGGAGCUCCUCUUCUCCCAGUACGUGGCCGAGUCCAAGCGGCAGGAGCUGCUGGGGCAGGUACGGGCCGGGACUCUGGCGCUGGCCAAGCUGGCCACGCUCCUCAGCCGGCUGGUGGAGGAGGCGGCGCAGCGCAGCAGCAGCGUCAAAUUCACGGGCCUGCGGAGGCAGGUGACGGCCUCGGACCUGCUGGACUCGGGCAUCAUUGACAGGGACACGCUGGACGAGCUGGUGCAGGGCUCAAGGACGGUGCAGGAGGUGACAGAAAUGGCCUCCGUCAAGCGCUACCUGGACGGCACGGGCGUCAUCGCCGGCGUGCUGGUGCCCUCCAAGGCCGACCCCACCAAGAUGGAGAAGAUGAGCAUCUACCAGGCCAUGUGGAAGGGCAUCCUGAGGCAGGGCACGGCCCUGGUGCUGCUGGAAGCGCAGGCCGCCACAGGAUUCAUGGUCGAUCCCGUCAACAACCAGAAGCUGUCAGUGGAUGAGGCCGUGUCGUCCGGGCUGGUGGGCAGCGAACUGCAGGAGAAACUGCUGUCGGCCGAGAGGGCCGUGACGGGCUACUCCGACCCCUACACGGGCGACAAGAUCUCCCUCUUCCAGGCCAUGAAGAAGGAGCUGAUUGUGAGGGACCAUGGCAUCCGCCUGCUCGAGGCCCAGAUCGCCACCGGCGGCAUCAUCGACCCCGUGCACAGCCACCGCCUGCCCGUGGAGGUGGCCUACAAACGUGGCUACUUCGACCAGGAGAUGAACCAGAUCCUGUCCGACCCCAGCGAUGACACCAAGGGCUUCUUCGACCCCAACACCCACGAGAACCUGACCUACGUGCAGCUGCUGCGCCGCUGCGUCCCCGACCCCGACACGGGGCUGCUCAUGCUGCAGCUGAUGGACAAGAGCUCCGUGCUCUACCAGCUGACCGAGGACGCCCGCAAAGCCCUGCAGGCCGCCCGCACCACCCUCAGCGUGGGGCUCUUCCAGGAUCAGAGCGUCACCGUCUGGGAGCUCCUCUUCUCCCGCUACGUCCCCGACCACCGGCGCCAGGAGCUCCUGCGCAGGUACAAGGCGGGCACGGUCACCCUGGCGGAGAUGAUCGACAUCCUCACCUCCAUCGUCACCAGGGCCGAGGCCCAGGGCCUUGGUGAUGACCUGGCCCCUAAGACCAUCCAUCAGGACGCCCCACCAAAGUCAGGCCAGAAUGGUGAGGCCACAGGAUCCCGGCAGGACCAGGAACGGGAGCAGGAGAAGGAGAAGGAGCUGGAGCUGGAGCGCUCCCUCAAGUCCCACACUGUGGAGGUCUCAGCAGGAGACUUCCAGGGCAGGAAGGUGUCCCUGUGGGAGCUCCUCUUCUCCCAGUACGUGGCCGAGGCCAAGCAGCAGGAGCUGCUGGGGCAGGUGCGGGCUGGGACUCUGGCGCUGGCCAAGCUGGCCACGCUCCUCAGCCGGCUGGUGGAGGAGGCGGCACAGCGCAGCAGCAGUGUCAAAUUCACGGGCCUGCGGAGGCAGGUGACGGCCUCGGACCUGCUGGACUCGGGCAUCAUUGACAGGGACACGCUGGACGAGCUGGUGCAGGGCUCAAGGACGGUGCAGGAGGUGACAGAAAUGGCCUCCGUCAAGCGCUACCUGGACGGCACGGGCGUCAUCGCCGGCGUGCUGGUGCCCUCCAAGGCCGACCCCACCAAGAUGGAGAAGAUGAGCAUCUACCAGGCCAUGUGGAAGGGCAUCCUGAGGCAGGGCACGGCCCUGGUGCUGCUGGAAGCGCAGGCCGCCACAGGAUUCAUGGUCGAUCCCGUCAACAACCAGAAGCUGUCAGUGGAUGAGGCCGUGUCGUCCGGGCUGGUGGGCAGCGAACUGCAGGAGAAGCUGCUGUCGGCCGAGAGGGCCGUGACGGGCUACUCCGACCCGUACACGGGCGAAAAGAUCUCCCUCUUCCAGGCCAUGCAGAAGGAGCUGAUUGUGAGGGACCACGGCAUCCGCCUGCUCGAGGCCCAGAUCGCCACCGGCGGCAUCAUCGACCCCGUGCACAGCCACCGCCUGCCCGUGGAGGUGGCCUACAAACGCGGCUACUUCGACCAGGAGAUGAACCAGAUCCUGUCCGACCCCAGCGAUGACACCAAGGGCUUCUUCGACCCCAACACCCACGAGAACCUGACCUACGUGCAGCUGCUGCGCCGCUGCGUCCCCGACCCCGACACGGGGCUGCUCAUGCUGCAGCUGAUGGACAAGGGCUCCGUGCUCUACCAGCUGACCGAGGACGCCCGCAAAGCCCUGCAGGCCGCCCGCACCACCCUCAGCGUGGGGCUCUUCCAGGGCCAGAGCGUCACUGUCUGGGAGCUCCUCUUCUCCCGCUACGUCCCUGAGCUCCAGAGAGAGGAGCUGCUGAGGAAAUACAAGGCAGGGACAGUGAGCAUCCCACAGAUGACGACCAUCCUCACCACCACCAUCACCGGGGCAGAAGUGGGAAACGGGGGUUGAGCUUGUCCACAGCCAAACCCAGCAAUGAGGUGA
Myiozetetes cayanensis is the source of this 10332-nucleotide messenger RNA. It is a transcript of the gene EPPK1, whose product is annotated as epiplakin 1. The transcript has 2 exons. NCBI's taxonomy places the organism in Eukaryota, Metazoa, Chordata, Aves, Passeriformes, Tyrannidae. The record is from RefSeq and is a predicted model, not a curated record. Gene Ontology annotation, biological process: intermediate filament bundle assembly; wound healing. Gene Ontology annotation, cellular component: membrane; cytoskeleton; keratin filament. Gene Ontology annotation, molecular function: keratin filament binding; structural molecule activity. The annotation marks the transcript as partial.